CCUUGGUUACCUUUGACGUCACAUGGCCCAGCCCUGUCUCGACUCCUGGGGCUGGUCUGAUUGGAGGGAAACCCCGUGGAUUAGCCCGACAGAAUCAGCUGUGAGCCGCGGUUAGCAAACCUCCGACAGUCCCAUCGUUAUUCCCCGACACUCAGCACUGAGCAGCCAUGGACAAGAGCGAGCUAGUGCAGAAAGCCAAGCUGGCCGAGCAGGCAGAGCGAUAUGAUGACAUGGCUGCCGCUAUGAAGGCUGUCACUGAGGGUGACUCUGAACUGUCUAAUGAGGAACGUAACCUGCUCUCAGUGGCUUACAAGAACGUGGUGGGUGCCCGCCGCUCUUCGUGGAGAGUGGUCUCCAGCAUUGAGCAGAAGACAGAGGGCAGUGACAAGAAGCAGCAAAUGGUCAAGGAAUAUCGGGAAAAGAUCGAGAAGGAGUUGAAGGAUAUCUGCAAUGACGUACUGGUUCUUCUGGACAAGUAUCUCAUCCCCAAGGCGAAACCAGCUGAAAGUAAAGUCUUCUAUCUGAAAAUGAAAGGCGAUUACUAUCGCUACUUAGCAGAGGUUGCCCUGGGAGAAGAGAAAGCCACUAUCAUUGGCAAUUCACAGGAGGCCUACAAGAACGCCUUUGAAAUCAGUAAGACAGAUAUGCAGCCCACACACCCCAUUCGUCUGGGCCUGGCUCUCAACUUCUCUGUAUUCUACUACGAGAUUCUCAACUCGCCUGACCAGGCUUGUAAGCUUGCCAAAACGGCUUUUGAUGAGGCCAUUGCAGAGCUUGAUUCACUGAAUGAAGAAUCAUACAAAGACAGCACCUUGAUCAUGCAGCUACUGCGGGACAACUUGACACUGUGGACUUCAGAUAACCAGGGAGACGCCGAGGACACCGAGGAGGGGCGGGAAAACUAAAUUCCGCUUUAUUUGUUCUUCCCCUGUUAUUCACCUGCCAUCGUUCCAUCUCAUCAUCAACACUGAGACCACCUCAUCAGCAACUUCUGUCUCUUUUAGUUCUUUUACUUUUGCACAUUCCUUGCUUUCUUCAUUCCCUGUCAUUGUGAGGGGAUUUUCUGAGGAUUUAUAUAAUGGGAGGUGGGUGGGAGGGAUUUAGGAUCAGUAUGGGGCAGGUAAUAGGAGGGGAGGAGGUUUAUGUGCUGUUAACCUUGUUUUCUCUGUUGGGAUCUCUAGGUUGUCGCAUUAGUGUGGAAGAUUGCGGAUGAUGGCAUGUUCUUGGCUCAUGCUAAGUUGCAAGUUAAAUCCUUUGUUAUUCGUAUACUGUAUGUAAAUCUGUCAAGGAGGCUGUCCAUUGGCCAUAGUCAUUAUGUACACCUUCACUUUAGCAUAUACAUUAUAAAUAGCCCUUGUGUUGAAGUAGAGGUGGAGAUAGCAGUGCUAUUAUACAGUUAGAAAAUAAGCAACAGCAGCAGCACAUGACAUACAGUGAACUGCUAGCUUGCACAUCCUUUAAAAUCAUGGGGGAAAACAUUUUUACAUUCCAUGUAUUGUCACUUUCAAGUUUUCUUAUUCCAGGCAUUUGGUAACCUGCAAAUUACAUUUGCUUACUCCCUAUUAAUUACGAGGUAUAGAAGACCCUAAGAACAAAGAGCACAUAAGCUUGAUACUGUUACCAUUUGACUGUUCAAGCAGAGCAGUAGGAAAAACCAGUGUGAUUUUAGUUAUUUUUCCCAGUAAUGGUUUGUUUUGUUUAUUUUCAAUUUCCUUUCAUUUCUUUUGAUACUUGCCUAAAUUGCAUGUGGCUAUGAAGCAGUUUAUAUGGGGAGGAAAGGGAGUAUACUCUUCGGGCUGGCUAGCUUUUUGUCAUGUCUCUGGAAUUUUCAUACAGAACACCCAAGCAUAAAUAUUCGGAGGGAAAAUAUGUAAUUCCAUGGAAGUGGAAUAAAAAAAAUAUUUAA
Xyrauchen texanus (razorback sucker) is the source of this 1906-nucleotide messenger RNA. RefSeq names its product 14-3-3 protein beta/alpha-A-like. The record is from RefSeq and is a predicted model, not a curated record. NCBI's taxonomy places the organism in Eukaryota, Metazoa, Chordata, Actinopteri, Cypriniformes, Catostomidae. Gene Ontology annotation, cellular component: cytoplasm. The coding region runs from base 168 to 905 and encodes 245 amino acids. The transcript has 6 exons. Gene Ontology annotation, biological process: signal transduction.